GGAUAUUUCAUCACUCAGCUGGUGCUUGUAGACGUUUCAAUCAUGCAAAGCCUGCUUAAGGAGGCAGUGUACUAGUCAUAGUUUACAUUGGACGAUUCUUGGUAGGCGUUUCAUUAGAAGUGUCGGUAACACACAGUUGCUUUUUGUAAAUAGAAAGUACAAUUCAUUAUGGGAGACAGUGAAGACGAAUAUGACAAAAAAAGACGAGAUAAAUUCCAAGGUGAACGGAGUGAUUCAUAUAGGACUGAUAAACGCAAAGACGAUGACUGGGGAAGACCUAGGAUGAGGAAUGAUUAUCGCGAUAGGUACCAGUACCAAGGUGAUUUGCCACCAACCAAGCGGAUGAGAUAUGACUCGGAUGAUAUUAGGAGGAUGAGGUAUAAUGAUCCUGGGUAUGGUCCAUACAACAGUUGGGGACCUGAACCACCCUAUCCAGGAAAUUCAAGGUUAGGUGAAAUGGAUACACAGCCUCCAAUCAUGACUUUUAAAGCUUUUCUUCAGUCCCAAGAUGACAACAUAACUGAUGAAGAAGCGAUAGCUAAGUAUGCUGAGUACAAACUUGAAUUUAGGCGACAACAGCUGAAUGAAUUUUUUGUGGCUCAUAAGGAAGAAGAAUGGUUUAAACUAAAAUAUCACCCUGAAGAAUCUCUUAAAAGAAAAGAAGAACUUAAUGGUGCCUUAAAGAAAAGGUGCGAUGUUUUUCUUGAAAUGCUGGAAUCAAUGCGCAUGGAUGAUAUAAGAGUAGAUACAGAGCAAGGAGAUGAAGUUGUCAAACUUCUAGAUUCUGUAGUGAUUCGACUGGAAGGAGGGACUGACCUGGAUUUAACUAUUCUUGAUCAACAAGAAGGACAGAAGGAUGAGCAAAAAGAAAAGGAUAAGAGUGAUGAUAAACCUAAAGAAAACAAUAAGUCGGAUGAAGAAGAAGUAAAAAAGAAAGAAAAUGAAGAAAAUAAAGAUGAAAUUGUUAUUGAUGAAGAUGAUGAUCGUAAAGAGGAAGAAGAAAAGAAUGAAGUUCAUGAAUUGUCUGAAGAUGAAAGACCUCCAGGAGUUGAUCCUGAAAGUGAUAUUGAAAAGGAAGAUGUGCCUGCAGAGAAAGAAUCGCCACCAGAAAAAGAGGCACAAGCUGCUGAAGAAAAGGAACCAUCACCUGAAAAAGAGAAAAAAGAAGAAGUAAAGAAACCUAAAGAUGACCAAGAUUCUGACAAGGAUCAUGAUGAAGUUGUUCCAUUAACACCACGAGCACUACAUAAAACUUCCUCUAUUUUUCUUCGUACUAUUUCUCCUAGAGUUACCAAGGCUGAAAUUGAAUCGAUUUGUAAGAAGUACCCAGGGUUUCUCAGAGUAUCUCUCUCUGAACCUCAAGCAGAGCAGCACUGGUAUAGAAGAGGGUGGGUUACAUUUAGGCGGGAUGUAAAUAUAAAAGAAAUCUGUUGGAAUUUGAAUAACAUCAGAGUAAAAGAGUGUGAAAUGGGAGCCAUAGUGAAUCGAGAUUUAUCACGUAGAGUAAGAUCAGUGAGUGGACUGUCAGGACAUAAACAGGUUAUCUUGGCAGACUUAAAAUUGGCUGCAAAAAUCAUACAGGAAUUGGACUCAAGAGCUGGUUUCUGCAAUCCUGAUCAAAGUGAAACUUUUGGAUUGGAAUCGAGAAAUGCUGUUUUUAAAGGUAUUACUGAAUAUCUGGUUGAAGAAGCACCUGCAGAGGAAGAAGAACUUUUGGGUCAAGACAUUGUUACUGAUGAAUCCAAGUCUCGAAUAGCGGGUGCAAUUAAGAUUUUAGAUAAAUUGCUUCUCUAUUUGAGGAUUGUUCAUUCUGUUGAUUACUACAACACUUCACAAUAUACAUCAGAAGACGAAAUGCCUAAUAGAUGUGGUAUAAUGCAUUUAAGAGGACUGCCUUCUAGUACUGAGGUUUCACCUCAAGAAAUACAAGAAUAUAUAGACGGUUAUAAAACGAAACUUGAACCCUUAUAUACUCCCGUACCUACUGUUUCUGAACAAGAAUUAGCAUCAUUAGGUGCUAAGGAUAGAGAUACUGAAGUGGAGAAAUUCAUACAAGCUAAUACCCAGGAAUUAGCAAAAGACAAGUGGCUAUGUCCUUUAUCAGGAAAAAAAUUUAAAGGACCAGAAUUUGUCAGGAAACAUAUUUAUAAUAAAUUUGCUCAAGAACUUGAAGAAGUGAAGAAGGAGGUUGAUUAUUUUAAUAAUUACCUUCGAGAUCCAAAACGCCCACAGUUAGCUGAACAUCCUGGAAAUAGGGGUGGCAAGAAGGAGCCUGAAUCUCCUUACCAUUACCAGUAUGGGGGUGGUUUCAAACGUGGAUUUGGUCAUUUUGGUGGACAUGGUGGUUUCAACCGUGGACGAGGAGGUUUUGGAAGGGGAAGGGGUAUGGACUACAGGCCUAUUAUUACUUAUAGGGAUUUGGAUGCACCAUGUGAGCCUGAUGAAAUUAUAUAAAUGCAGUCUUACUUUUAUUUAUUAUAUAUUUAACUAUCUAUAUGUUUAAUAAACAUGAAUAUAAUUGUGAUUUGCAUUUAUACAUUUGUCUAUUGUUCUAUAUAACAAUUCUUUUUAUUAAAUCGACAAAAUUAUAUUUGCUUUUGGUUUUUUUGUACUCCUUUUAAAUUAAUGUUUUAAUUUGAUAGUUAAAAGAAAUGUGCUGAAAACCAAAGCAUUAUUAUUGCCCCCAGAAGAAAUUUCUUUAUUAUAUGUUUUGUUUUUUUGUAAAAAAAUAAAAUUAGCUUUUGUUAAAUAAAAUUUUACUUAUUGACAA
Messenger RNA from Nezara viridula (southern green stink bug), 2770 nucleotides. The record is from the annotation of a GenBank genome assembly. NCBI's taxonomy places the organism in Eukaryota, Metazoa, Arthropoda, Insecta, Hemiptera, Pentatomidae.